AACAGCAUGGAGACACAGCACAAUAAAAAGGUGUAAUUAAGCCAUUAAUUAACACUUGCUUCAAGAGGACCGCAGACACAAAGGAAGAAUCAGGUUGAUCUGGAUGGUUUACCAUCAACGCCUCAUGGUCAUCUGAAACAGAGUGUGACGAGGAGCGCGUGUCCCAUGUUGCAUUGAUGCCUGUGUGAAAUGCUGGCCUGUCUGCCAGGACCAGGUGACCUCACCCUCCAGCUUCUCUCCCACUCGCAGAUGAACACUGGACUUCAGAAAUGGGACAUUACACAGAAGAUGAGAUCCGCACAGUAUCCAACCCCAGCGGAAUUGGAUGCUUAUGCUAAGAAAGUCGCCAACAGUCCACUGACUAUAAAAAUCUUCCCCAACAGCGUCAAAGUUCCUCAGAGGAACCACGUCCGCCGGACAGUGAACGGACUGGACACCUCCGGCCAGCGCUACAGCCCCUACCCCUCUCAGGCCAGCUCCAAGGCGGGUCUCCUCGCCAUCGUCAAGGUGCCCGUCAAGGGCAUCCUCAAGGACUUUGACGGCAGCCGGGCGCGCCUGCUCCCCGAGGUCGUCAUGAACCCGUCGGGCGGGCCCUACGUCACGGCGAGCACUUUAAACCUCCCCCAGACUGUCCCGCACCCGCAGGGUCUCCCGCGACCCCAGGCCUUACCGCAGCAGCAGGGCUUGCCCCACCCACAGACAUUGCAGCAGCAGCAGCAGCCCCAGGGGCUCCGGCACCCAGUCGGCAUGGCCCAGCUGCCGGGCCUGCCGCAGUCCCAGGGCCUGCCCCGGGCACAGACUCUCCCCCACCCCCCCAGCCUGGGCCACCUGCCGCCCAGCAUCCUGCAGCAGCAGCCCCCUCUGCCGCCCCAGCAGCAGCAGCAGCAGCAGCUCCCGGGCCUGCAUGGGAACAGGAAGAUGGCGGACGCCGACGUCCCGCCCAACGUGACCGUGUCUACCUCAACCAUUCCGCUCUCCAUGGCCGCCAGCCUGCACCAAAACCGGCCCAACCUGAGCAGGAUCGUGCACCAGAUCAACCAGUUCUGCCAGGCGGGGUCCCGCGUCAGCACUACCUCCGUGUGCGAGGGGCAGAUCGCCAACCCCAGCCCCAUCAGCCGCAACCUGCUCAUCAACGCCAGCUCCCGGGUGUCCAUGCACAACCCGCCCUCCUGCGCCCACGGCUGCUCCGACAAGGCCGCUGCCGCCCCUGCCCCCGCCGCCAUCCCGCCGCCCAGCAUGGCCGCCAUCAGCCAGAUGCCCAUCUACCACGGCGACAUGAAGCAGCAGCAGCAGCAGCAGAUGCGCUCCUGGAACCAGCAUCAGCUCGCCCACCUGCAGCACGUUCCAGAGGGUGCCCCCCCGUGCAAGCAGCCGCCCCGCGAGCCGCCGGGAGGGCCCAGCUUCCCCUGCAAGGGCGCCGGCUACCUGCCCGAGCUGUGCAUGGGCCAGCCCUACGGCCUGAAGCCCCCGCUGGACAAGCCCACGCCCUCGCCCCCCGUCAACGGCAUGCCGGGUGCCGUCACCUACACCAACGGGCACUACUUUCAGCCCGUGUGGAACAGCAUCCUGCCCACGCCCAACAGUGACAGCUCAGGGUCUCAGGACCUGGCCAUGCCAUUCCACGGGGGCCCCGCGGGGGCCUCCAUAGACUGCGCCUCGGGGACACAUUACAGGGCUGGAGCUGGUUCCUCCAGCCAGACUAAUCUGAUGCAAACCGUGGAUUACUUGGGCGGGGACUUCCAGCCCCCCUGCUUCCGAGAUCAGAAUCUGGCCAUGAUGGGCAAGAUGCACAGGCCCCCAGUGAGCAGAGCCCCAGAGCCCGCUGACAAUAGAAAUGCUCAUAUCCAGCACCCAGGGUACAGAUAAGCUACGGCCUUGU
Messenger RNA from Megalops cyprinoides (Indo-Pacific tarpon), 1879 nucleotides. It is a transcript of the gene fam222ba, whose product is annotated as family with sequence similarity 222 member Ba. The transcript has 5 exons. NCBI's taxonomy places the organism in Eukaryota, Metazoa, Chordata, Actinopteri, Elopiformes, Megalopidae. The coding region runs from base 190 to 1866 and encodes 558 amino acids. The record is from RefSeq and is a predicted model, not a curated record.